Sphenostylis stenocarpa is the source of this 423-nucleotide messenger RNA. The record is from the annotation of a GenBank genome assembly. NCBI's taxonomy places the organism in Eukaryota, Viridiplantae, Streptophyta, Magnoliopsida, Fabales, Fabaceae.
AUGGAGAGGAAGAUGUCAAGAGCCAACAAAUUCAUAAACAAAACCAAUUUUUAUACCACAGUUUACUUCUUUUUCUUCAUGCUAUCACUGAUCUUCAGCAGCACAACAUAUGGCACUACCAUUGCAUGUUUAGAUGCAAGCAUGUGUUCCAUGUUGGCCAAACCUCAUGCAGAUCAUCAGAAAUAUGAGGGGAGAACUGGACAUGGCAUGGUGUUUGAAGGCAAAACAGAAGCUUCCCUAGAUUGGGCGAGGAGGUUUCUAGGUGGACCAGGGUCAUCUCCACCCCUAUGCACCUUCAAGUGUGGCAAGUGUACACCCUGCAUACCGGUGCACGUGACGGUGCCGCCGGGUACUCCGGUGACCGCAGAGUACUACCCAGAAGCAUGGAGGUGCAAGUGUGGUAACAAGUUGAACAUGCCUUGA